GUGGUCAGUUUGUCUUCUGUUUCUUUCUGAUCUUACAAGCUGUUAGAAAAAGGCAGAGAGGAGAUGCAGAGACACCGACUUGCAGCAAAGAAAUCUACUGUCCUCAGGAAGUGGAAGGAUGAUCCAAGAAUGACCCACGUCCAGACCAUGCUCCAGAGUGUCCAGGUGAGGACGGUGCAGCCAUUGGAGGAGUUGCUUCAGGAGUCAAAAUUGUCUCCUCAAAGCUGCGUCAACAAACAGAGUGACGUUUGUCUCCGAACACAGGACGGUCCACCGCUAACGUCUGACUUUGCUAAUGAAAACAACAGCCACUCUUUUCUGGCCUCCAUGUGUUGUGGUUUGGGGACAUCUGUCACAUUUCAGCAAAAAUGUCUUCGUGAGGACAACGAGGAGUCACGGCCGUCCUCCGGUUACUUCACCUACAGCCAGAAAAAACAGUUUCUCCGGAAGACGGAGAAGCGUUUAGAGGACUCAUCCUCUUCAAGUGACUCACAAAAACUAAUUCUCCUGAAGGACUCGCCUUCCUGCGCUCAGGGGUCAGAGGGCGAGUCUGAAAGCUGCCACCCGGACAGUUUGGAGGUGAAAAUGACGCUGCCCUCCUCUGAAGCUUUGGCUCAGGAUUGUGAUGGAAACCGUGUGAGUGCAUCAGACAGUCUAGAGUUUAUGUCCACAUUAAGCACCUGUAACUCUUCACCACCAUCGAGCCAGACUCGACAGGACCUGGGACGGACUGAGCCAGCGCAUGUCCAGCUGGAGGAGCCUCAUCGUCUCAGCCUCCAGGCUUUGCUGAGGAAGUCUCAGGCGUACCGACGGAGCCAGCGUGUCCUUAGAAACCAAGCCAAGCAGAUGAAGUCCCAGGAGAUGACCCAGGACCAGCAGGGAGACGAGGGAGUGGAGCAGAGCCUGUCUGAUAAGGAAAACAAUGGUUCCCCCGCCAGGAGGAGUCCACCUCAGUGGAGGAGCCAAGGUGCCACCAAAGACAGACGAGGUGCUGACAGAACCAACACUCCAAAGACGAAGGUUCUGCUUGGCACCAGUCUGGGUGCAGACCGAAUGGUCCAAGCUGUGAGGUACCACUACCGGCCACCAGCUGUUCUUUCAACGCUCACUAAUGUGGGUGAAGGUGGCAUGUCAGACGUGUUGGUGACGCAUUCCCAGAACAUGGAUCACCUGGAGUCCAGCCUGUCUGGACUGAAAGUCGUCCUCUCUGAUCUGCAGUCCAAGCUGGCAGAAGACAUCAAGCCCGGCGGCCUGCUCGCCACUGGACACAUAAAGAAAGGAGACUUACAGGAUGACACGCUGAGAGAGUUCCCCAGAGGAGAAGACACAGAACCAGAACCAAGUCUCAGUCUCUGUGGUUUAGGAACCAAAGCAGUCAAAACACAGGAAAGCUCUGGAACUAACCCACUGUCAAGAAGUCACAUGAUGCAUCAUAUCCCAUCAGACGGCAGCUCAGCGCUGACACAUAGCUGCACUCUGCCCGAGGAAACCAGCAUGCACACGCCAAACACACGGUUCCACCGUCAACCCAUCGCUCAACCAGUAUACGACAUCAACGCGCCGGCUGGGCUGUGGUUCCUUCAAGGCUCAGAAUCUCUCCUAACUUCAAAGCAUCUGACCCCAGAGGACGGGGCUGAAGGUCACCGUGGAGUGGACAAGGUCACACGGAGGCUGCUGAUGCCCACGGCCGAGCACACACAAGAAGAACGUGAAGGUACGCAUGGAGGAGCAGAAUCAGGGUUCAGGCUCGACCCCGGCACCACCAGAGCGUGCUCGUAUGAAGGUCGUGGAGCUCAGAGGGAUGAGAUGCUCGGAGUCCUACACGAUGUCCGGCAUGUUCAGUCGGCCUGCUUGCUCCCAGACCACUGCUGCCCCCUGCUGGCAGCAGCUGUGAAGGGUUUUCUGACUAGGAGGCUCCUGAGGACGGAGCGAAUGGAACAGCUGGUGCGAACCUUCCAUGACACUCGUCAGUUCCUGCAAGCCUUCCAGGAGCAGAGUCCCACUGAAGACAUUUGCAGCAGAGAAGAUGUCUUAUUGCAGCAGAGAGUCGCUCUGCAGAUGUGCUCUGCCCGUUACAAAGUCUACGAUACAUUCUUCAACCUGUCCAUCAUGGAGCAGAUGCAGUUGAUCACCUGGGACAGAGGCGUGGCCAGACAGCGACAUCUCAGUCAGGGGGAUCUCCUCCAUCCCAGAGGACAGAGUUAUCUGUCGGCUGCCACCCAGAAAUCUCUGCAGAGGAGAGAACGCUGAUCUGCCAGAAGAGGGCAGCAGAGAACCACAGCAAGCAGAGCCUGCAGGUCAAAGACCUGGAGCAGCUCCUGAUGAGGUUUUCUCAGCAGUUUCCAACAACAUUCUUCUUCCUGUGUCACACCUUCUGUCUGUGAUUUAUUUGCCAAAACAACUUAAAAGUGAUUGAUGAGGAAGAAUAAGCCCUGAGCUCCUAAAGUAUUUGGACAGAGGUAAAGUUUUGUGGAUUUCACACCUGAUGUCAUACAGUGAACAUGAUGAUUUCAUCCAAAGAUGAGUGCAGCCAAAUCAGGAGGAAUGUCACUGAGCCUGGAGACCAAAAGUAACUGGACAUCGUCUGUCUCUGUGUGUGUGUGUUGGGGGGGUCUUUGUUAUCGGACUGACAGUUCAGCGGGGUGUUCCAGAGCAUUCCAUCAUUAAUGAGAGUAAAAGUGUCAUAAAACACUAGGUGAUUGAUAGACUCUCCAGUCAUAGUGACUGGAGCCUGUAACAUGUCCUCUGAUUGGUUGUUGAUGUUGACUGAGUUAAGCCCCUUUUACUUUUUUUUCCUGUUUGGCAGCUUGUUGACAUGGUUAUUUGGCAACAUGUCACUAAACCCUCUUUAUGUUUUUUUAUAAGGUCACCUUUUGUUUUUUUAUAUUCUGUCUGUAAUUUUGUGAUUAUUUGUGUUACUCUGAAUUUCACAGCAACUUUUCAAACCGACCUGGCAACAGUCAAUGAUCUUGUUCAAUAAACUGACUCCUCAAUCA
Messenger RNA from Thalassophryne amazonica, 2996 nucleotides. RefSeq lists its product as uncharacterized. NCBI's taxonomy places the organism in Eukaryota, Metazoa, Chordata, Actinopteri, Batrachoidiformes, Batrachoididae. The transcript is spliced from 10 exons. Gene Ontology annotation, biological process: regulation of cytokinesis; centriole replication; centrosome duplication. Bases 64 to 2250 code for a protein of 728 amino acids. The record is from RefSeq and is a predicted model, not a curated record. Gene Ontology annotation, cellular component: centriole.